CAUCGUUUGAAGCCUUUAAAUGGCCAAUAAAAUCGGUAUUCCAGACCGAUUCAUUCGACACUGCUUCUAUUUAAAUGUAAAACCCACAGAAUUCCAUUAUUCACGCAAUAGCUUCCCUGUCAUCAACCGGGUUAUUUACUGAUGACAAAACAUUUAGCCCGAAUGUGUUGAUUUCAAAGCUUUGAAAAUAAAUGGAAGGAGAUGGCGGUGUAUGGCCUCCGUUUAAUCGUAUUACUGCAGGUGGCGUACAAUUGUAUACAUGGAACUACUCUUCCCCUCCCGUCGGAAAACUCCACGGCUACUAUGGAAACCACAACAGAACUAUCGACAACACCAGAGGUUUCAGACACAAUAGGCAAUAUUGACUCGACAACUUCCAUAUCAACACGUCUUUCUUCUAUACCAACGACAGAACUAUUGACAACAUCAGAAGUAUCGAUCACAACAUCAGUUAGAGAAUUGUCAUCAACUCAAUCAGCAACUGUACAAUCAACACAGCCUACAACAGAAUCAACGACACAAUUAUCGAGUAUCACAUCAGAAACAAUGACAUCCUCAUCUGUAUCGUCAUCACCAUCCAGUAGUACUUCAUCACAACCACAAACAACAAUUAGUACAACAACACAAUCACCAACAACAACAUUAUCUAGUACAACAACACAAUCACCAAAAACAACAUUAUCUAGUACAACAACACAACCACCAACAACCACUUCAACAACACAAUCACCAACAACAACAUCCACUUCAACAACGAAACCGCCAACAACAACAUCCACUUCAACAACACAAUCACCAACAACAACAUCCACUUCAACAACACAAUCAUCAACAACACCCACUUCAACAACACAAUCAUCAACAACAACACCCACUUCAACAACACAAUCAUCAACAACAACAUCCACUUCAACAACACAACCGCCAACAACAACAUCCACUUCAACAACACAACCGCCAUCAACAACAUCAACAACAACACAAUCACCAACAACAACAUCAACAACACAAUCACCUACCACAACAUCUAGUACAACAACAAAAUCACCAACCACAACAUCUAGUACAACAAUACAAUCACAAACCACAACAUCUAGUCCAACAACAGAAUCCUCAUCAACAUUAUUGAUGACAAGUCCAGAAACACAAACAUCAAGUUCAUCCACGCCAACGCAAUCAACAACAUCGAUAACUCCCAGUACAACAACCUCACAAACAGCUCCAGUUCCAACAACUCAAAGGAAAAUAAACUUCCAAAUUGCCUUGAACAUAGAUGAAACAAGGAACCUCUCCAAUACAGAAGAGUACGCUAAAGUGGUCGAUGAUUCUAAACACGCCUUGACUAGCUUAUACACAAAACAAUUGGGGGAUAAAUUUACUAAAGUUGAUAUCAAAUAUGUCAGAAUUGGUUCGUUGGUUAUUGAUCACGAUGUAUUCGUUCAAAAUUCGCCCUCGGCAUUAGUUGACGUCGUCAACCUAAUGAAGAACAUAUCUGAAGGGAAAACUAACGUGACGUACAACGGAAAUGACGCAAGUGCUCUCUCCGUUUCUUAUACGGAUUCAUAUAAUAAUCAAGUGCCGAUCGACGACAAAACAGAUCCCACAGCUGUCAUUGAGUCCAGCUAUGUAUGUAACUCCGACCAGACCUGUGAACGAAUACCAACCACGACCAAAGACAACAAGGAAGACAUUCUGAUUAUCAUAAUAAGCUCUGUAGCUGGGGGUGUCGCCCUGUUGAUAAUCAUUGCCGUAGUUAGCAUUGUCUGCUCGCGCCGCAAAAAACCAAAGGAACCUGUGACAACUGAUCGCCAAUACCAGCAUUUUCUCUUCUCCCAACAAACUACGGAUAUAUUAAACAAGGCCAACAACAGGCAACAGAGUUUAGGAAACGAAUCAAACACGAGUCGACUUCAAGAAAACUACAGUGGCAGCCAUUAUGCUAAAUUAGGACGAGUUCCAAGUCGACCUCCAGAUAGCUACGGACUUUAUGAGAGGACAGGGAACCAGAAAUCUAGAGAACCAGAUGUAUUUGUUACCACUGCAAACACGAAUAAUUGGGGACUGCCAUACGUACCUCCUCUUAAUAACGAGAGGGGAAACAACAGAAGUAGAGGAACUGAUGGAGUUGACCAAAAUAGGACGAUUUACACGUCAACUGAAGCGGUGAGAGAUGACAAGCUUCAAAACAACCAAGCAAUUCCAUAUAGAAUAGAAAACAAUGACAGAAACCCCCCAAAACCCAUGACACAAUUUAUUUCACAAGGAAAUAGAAAAGGCGGUUAUGGAAGCACAUUGGAGGCCACUUAUUUGCCCAAUUUGGAAACUAGACGCAAUGAAACCCCGGUUAGACGGGAUAAUGUCCAAGUUCCCAACUAUCAUUCUAGAGAAAAUAUAAAUUCCAGACAACACCCAAGAAACGACAGAUAUAGCUCAAAAGACAGAGUGGCUGAGCCGAAUUACAGACAACCUGUUGGUUCAAGGAAUCCGUAUAAUCCUGGAUAUGAUAACAGCCGUAACCCUUACAGAUCCGAUUAUGACGUCAGAAACCCACACACCAAUUCUCAUCCUGAUUUGCAUAAAUCCGGGAAGCGAUGGUACCCUGGCUAUGACGAUUAUCUAGCUGAAUUGGGCCAAUCGCGAGCCGGUAAUCCAAAAUAUGAUGUAACACGUGGAAAACAUUAUAAUGGACAUUACUGACAGACUUUUGAAUCACGAUACACAUUUCAUAAUAAAGGAAGAUGUUUACUAAA
Messenger RNA from Magallana angulata, 2750 nucleotides. RefSeq lists its product as uncharacterized. Lineage: Eukaryota; Metazoa; Mollusca; Bivalvia; Ostreida; Ostreidae. The record is from RefSeq and is a predicted model, not a curated record. Gene Ontology annotation, cellular component: extracellular matrix. The coding region runs from base 202 to 2697 and encodes 831 amino acids. The transcript is spliced from 8 exons.